GCACAAGUAACAGAAAGGCACAAAAUACUGAUUUUUAUCUUGCAAGCAUACCCACACCCUCCUUUGUUGUAUCUUUUCAGCUUUCUUUACAGUAGCACCAGGUAACUGCAGCUGCUGUGUUGGCCUUUUCCUUGUUAGGCCAGAAUUCUGUGCUCAGCUGGCCCUGUGAGCUACAGCGUGCAGAGCUGUUGUGCUCUGUCACAUGAAAACACCACCUGGGCACACACACAAGCCCCCCAUUAUUCUGUUUGGAGCCUGAGUGUUUUGCAGUGCCAGUGCUGCCCCAUUAAAGCCGGUCCCCAAUUAACAGCACAUCAGGUGAGGCCGAGGUCGGGGCUGGCAGCACAGGCAGGUGCAAGAACGAGUGUCAGUGCAGCCCCCCUGCCAUUUUGGCUCCCUGGGCACUGUCCCAGGUACAAGGUGGGGAAAGAAGAGAACUGGGCUUCAGAUAGGGGUGAAAGGGACCAGGGGUGCUGGGCAGCAGUGAUUGGACAUGAGCCAGCAGCCUACCCAGGUGGUCAAGACGACAAAUGGCCCCUGGCCUGGAUCAGGAAUGGUGUGGCCAGCAGGAGCAGGGCAGGGAUUCUUCCCCUGUGCUCAGCACUGGUUGGGCAGCACCUCGAGUGCCGUGUCCAGUUCUGAGCCCCCAAUUUUGGAAGGCUGUGGAGGGGCUGGAGCGUGUCCAGAGAAGGGCAGGAAGGCUGGUGAGGGGCUUGGAGCACGAGUGAGGAAGGGCUGAGGGAGCUGGGGGUGUUCAUCCUGGAGAAAAGGAGGCUCAGCACACACCUCAUCACUCUCCUCAGCUCCCUGAAGGGUGGCUGGAGGCAGCUGGGGGUCGGGCUCUUUGUCCUGGCAGCCACCGACAGCACGAGAGGAGACAGCCUCGAGCUGCCCCAGGGGAAGCUCAGGUUGGACAUCAGGAAAAAAUUCUUCACUGAAAGAGGGACUGGGCACUGGGAUGGGCUGCCCAGGGAGGUGCUGGAGUCACCAUCCCUGGAGGGGUUUAUAAAAAGACUGGACGUGGCACUGAGUGCCAUGGUCUGGUUGAGGUGUUAGGGCUGGGUUGGACUCGAUCAUCUCAAAGGUCUUUUACAACCUGGCUCAUUCUGUGAUGCUGUGCUUUAGGAGCAUCCCAGAAGAAAGGGUGCAUGUGCUUUCUGGGUGUGAUCAGAGAGCUGAAGCUGCUCUGGGUGUCUUUGGGGAGCGCCAUGGCUCACACAGGCACCACCCAGCCCUAUCUCCAUGUGAAGCUCUGGCUGUCCCCAACCAGGCUCUCCCUCACAGGGGACCUUGGCCAGGGCCAGGGACAAGACACAGAGACAUGGAUGCAGGUGGCUGAGAGCAGCAUGGAAACACAACAGCUAAACACAAGAAGCAGAAUUUUCCUUCUUCCCCUGAUGCCUGUGGGCAGUCAUCCUGUUGUGAUGUCACCUGCUGCUGGAGGGUGACAAACCUUGUGUUUGUGAGGUCACUGGGGCUGUGUUGUGGUGUCACCUCCCGCCCUGGCUGUGCUCGGGCACUGGCAGGGCCAGCGUGGCUCCAGCCUGGACUGCUGGCCAAGCAAGGCUGGGAGAGUCGAGCCAGGUGUGUCCUGGAGCGGUGUCGAAGGCUGCGGGCUGUCACUGGGCUGUCACUGGGAAUUCCCUGCCGGUCCCGGAGCAUCACUCCAUGUCCCGAGCCCUGCCUGCUGCGGGCAGCCGGCAGCGCGGCGCUUGCAGCGCUGGAGUGCGGGACAUGCUUUGGAAGCGCUACAGAAUCACCGCAUCACCGAGGCUGGAAGAGACCUUCGAGAUCCCCACGUCCAGCCGCGGGCCCGGCUCCAGCUCCGGGGCCAGCCAUGGGGAGCCUCCUGUCCUUGUACCCGCCGGUGGCCCCGCCGGGCGAGAGCACGGCCACGCAGACGGAGUGGAACUGCCCGGUGUGCCACAGCGUGCUGAGCGACACGGCCGCCGUGCCCUGCGGCCACCAGUCGUGCCUGGGCUGCCUGCUGCGCCACACGGCCAGCAGCCCCACCUGCCCGCUCUGCGACGCGCCCGUGCUCAGCGCCCGCUUCUCCGUGCAGGACCGCAACGAUUUCCUGCAGUGCAUCCUGAUCCCGCCCCGGGAGCCGCCGGGGCCCGGCAGCUGGGCCCGCCGGGCUCUGUUCCGCCUGGUGUACGAGCGGCCCCCCGGCCCGCCCGGCCCGGCUGAGCCGGCUGAGCCGCCGAGGAGCCCCGAAGCCGCGGAGGAGCUGCCGGCCGACCUGUGGGCAGAGCUGCUGCACGGCCACGAGCAGCUGCUGGAGCCCGUGCGGCCCUGGCUGCGGCAGAGCCUGGACGCCAUCUACGGCCCGCAGUGGUGGGAGGCGCGGCAGGUGGAGAGCAUCGCGCUGUCCACGCUGUGCAUCUGCGGCCCGGACAGCGCCGGGCUCACGCACAUGCUGCGGGGCUACCUGGGCGACUACACCGCGCCGCUCAUCCGCGGCCUCAUCCACGCCACCGUGCACCGCUGCAGGGACGCCUGGCUGCGGCGGCGCGCCCAGCCUGCCCCCGAGGCGCAGGAGGAGCAGCAGGAGCAGGAGGAGCAGGAGGAGGGGAGCCCUGCGGCCAGCGCCGGCUCCUCCUCGCCGAGAGCGGCCCCCGCCCUCGGGCUGGCUCCGGACCCCGCAGGGCUCGGGCUGGGGAGCUGGCCCGGCCAGCUGGACCCUGCCCUCCUCCCCGGGGCUCUGACACGCUGGGACGCGAAUGGAGACUGGGAAAAAGGCAGGCACAGGCUGGCAAUGGGGAACGCUGAGGGCCUCGGGGGGAAUCUGCCAGGGGGCUCAGGGGUCACGGAGGAGCCGCAGGAGGAGACGGAGGGGCUGGGAGGGUCGGCAGUGUCCUCCAGCCGCACCGUGCCCCGGAGCUGGCACCCACCCGCCGCGGGGCGGAUCCGCACCCGGGAGGCGCUGACCGUGUCCAGCCCCGAGCAGGGACGGGCACGGCGGCACGGCCAUUCCCGUGCAGCCCCUCCCGGCCGCCAUGGCCCCGGCACCCGCCUGCCCCGGGCUCUGUCAGCCCGAACACAUCCCGCAGGGCUCUCUCAGAGGACACGGAGCAGGGACCAGCGGCGAGCUCCGCCCGCUCCGCCCGGGCCGUGCCCCGUCCCCUCCCUCCCUCCCUCCCGCCGCGCGCGGGCCCGUGUCGUAAGGGGCGCGAGCCUGUCGCGACGCCCAGCGCUGAUUGGCUGCCGCGCGCCCCGGAAGCGGAAGUGGCGGCGGAAGCGGUGA
Molecule: messenger RNA, 3247 nt
Organism: Poecile atricapillus (Black-capped chickadee)
Lineage: Eukaryota; Metazoa; Chordata; Aves; Passeriformes; Paridae
Exons: 3
Coding region: 1838-3247 (469 amino acids)
Source: RefSeq, a predicted model, not a curated record